Messenger RNA from Diaporthe citri, 567 nucleotides. RefSeq lists its product as uncharacterized. Gene Ontology annotation, cellular component: mitochondrial outer membrane. The record is from RefSeq and is a predicted model, not a curated record. The transcript is spliced from 2 exons. Lineage: Eukaryota; Fungi; Ascomycota; Sordariomycetes; Diaporthales; Diaporthaceae. Bases 1 to 567 code for a protein of 188 amino acids.
AUGACGACCUACAUACCGGCCCUGACGAUCCCCCACGGCGUCUUCGCCAACCCAGCCGCCUCCAUCCUCCUCCCCAUCGGCCUGGGGACGGUGGUUGGAUAUAGUACUCGCCCAAAGGAGACACAAAAGACCUACCAAACGAUCAAGCAGCCCCCCUUCCGCCCACCACCCUACGUCUUCGGCCCAGCAUGGACGAUCCUCUAUGGGCUGAUGGGCUACGCCGCCCACCGCGCCAUCACCGCCGGCCUAAGCCCCCUGACGUCCACGCCGCAGCUGAUCAAGGACACGAAGCACUCCGCGACGCUGUACACCAUCCAGCUCGGCCUCAACCUGGCGUGGAUGCCGCUCUUCUUCGGCCUGAAGCGCCCCAUCGAGGCCACCGUUGACAUCGUCGCUCUGCUGGGGCUCAACGUCUACCUCACCAACCUCUGGUGGCCCAUUGACAGGGUUGCUGCCUACUGCAUGGUGCCGUACCUGGGAUGGCUGAGCUUCGCGACGUAUCUGUGCUCCGGGGCUGGGUACCUGAACGGGUGGAGCUUCAAGGAGAAGGACCUCAAGAAGGAGUGA